AUAAAAAAAUUAGUUAACGUAAAAAAUGUUAUUACCAAUUCAUUUAACUUUUUUUUUGAGUUUAAUGACAAAAAUAACGUUCUGUAAUCAAAACCCAGUAAUUGGAAUACUAACACAAGAAAUUUAUCGGUCACAUUUAGAAAGGUUCAAGCCACCAAAUUAUACUUAUAUUGCUGCAUCUUAUGUAAAAUCAAUUGAAGCUUCAGGUGGACGAGUUAUACCAGUUUUUACGAACCGGAGCACUGAAUAUUAUAAGAACGUAAUAAACAACGUCAAUGGCAUUUUAAUUCCCGGAGGAAAAAGUGCAUUUAAUAUUAGUUUUGGAAUUGGUCAAUCAGCAUAUGAAAUAUUUCGUAUUGCUAAAAACAAAAACAAUAUGAAAGAUUAUUUCCCAAUACUUGGUAUUUGUCAAGGAUUUGAACUACUUUUAAUAGCAACCAGUACUAAAGAGUAUCCACUGACAAAAUGUAUUUCUGAAGAUGUAAAUUUACCCCUCAAACUCAUACCUGGAAUGAAUGAUAAAAGUAUGUUAUUCAAAACUAUACCUGAUGAUAUUCAAAAAAUAUUAUUGACCGAGCCAGUUACAGCAAAUCACCAUAAGCAAUGUAUGACAGUAAAAAAAUUUAUGUCAAUGAAUUUAAACAAAUUUUGGAAUCCUAUAACGGUUAAUACAGAUGAACAUAAUGUGGCUUUUAUUUCCAUAAUAGAAGCAAAAGAUUAUCCAUUUGUUGGAGUACAAUUUCACCCAGAAAAAAAUGCCUAUGAAUGGAAAGAAAAUGAUCCUCACAGUUGGUCAGCCAUAUAUUCAGCACGCUAUUUUUAUGAUUGGUUUGUAAAUGAAAGUCGAAAAAAUAAGCAUAAAUAUGCAAAUAGUGGUUUACUUGAAAAUGAAUUAAUUUAUAACUAUCCAGCAACAUAUGUUGGAAAAUUUAAUUCUAUUUACGAACAAGUAUAUUUUUUCAAUGAUUGA
Messenger RNA from Sipha flava (yellow sugarcane aphid), 970 nucleotides. RefSeq names its product gamma-glutamyl hydrolase B-like. The record is from RefSeq and is a predicted model, not a curated record. The transcript has 4 exons. NCBI's taxonomy places the organism in Eukaryota, Metazoa, Arthropoda, Insecta, Hemiptera, Aphididae. Gene Ontology annotation, molecular function: gamma-glutamyl-peptidase activity. Gene Ontology annotation, biological process: tetrahydrofolylpolyglutamate metabolic process. Gene Ontology annotation, cellular component: vacuole. Bases 26 to 970 code for a protein of 314 amino acids.